Molecule: messenger RNA, 1188 nt
Organism: Trichogramma pretiosum
Lineage: Eukaryota; Metazoa; Arthropoda; Insecta; Hymenoptera; Trichogrammatidae
Exons: 3
Coding region: 300-788 (162 amino acids)
Source: RefSeq, a predicted model, not a curated record
AGUAUAGUAGCGAGCCCAGCGCGCGCGAUAUAGCUCCGAGCUUGUAUUUGUCUAAUAUCAGAGGUGGUUAUUAUACAGCGUGUGUUUACAUUCUUCGCUUAUAUAUACGUUACGUUUCGCGUAUUAGGGCCAGAGGUGUGCGUGAUACAUUUUCUCUCGCUCGCUUUAUUGAUUCUCUUUAUGUUUUAUACAGUGUAUCGUGAUAAUAUAAGUGAUUAACGAAGAUACGCGCAUAGCUCGUUUUUAUUAUUUAAUUAUAUUUUAUUCUUGAAGCGGAACAAUUAACGUCGAGAAGAAAAAUGAAGAAUCUGAAGAAGUACUACCGUGACAAUGUUUUUCGCAUCGUUGAUUAUAUCCACGAUUAUCGUCAGAAUGAGCGAUACAAAAACAAUCAUCUCGAUGCUCUUAACGAGUUCGUAUACAAUGGAGUUUCUAACGAACAUUUAUUUGAAAAUAAAAGUACACCAGACACGCACAAUCCGAAGAAUUACAAAAUCGAGGAUAAGUCACCGAGACGAAACACAAGUACGAUGGAGCCCAGUUACAGCCAAACCCAAAAUUAUUAUCAAGAUCCUCGGUGUUUCGGCAUGCUAUCGUCAAGAUAUCAUCUGGAUGAGCACGUGAAAUCGAAUCGUUGGGAAGACGCUAAUUAUUACGAUGUAAACGUAAAGUACGGAAUUUAUCGAGCGAAACAGCAAAACUCACGAAAGACCUACUGGAAUUUAAAAUUCGGCGAGAAGAAGAUUAGUAUGGAAACCAAUUUUGAUUGUUUUACCCACCAAAUGUGACAUUUCCGAGUAAACGUAACAUUUUCUACGUAAAAUUUUCUUUUUCAACGUGAUUAUUUGAAAGUAUAUGACGUUAGAUAUUGAAAUCGCGGUUUUCAAUUCAUUCAAAUUGAAAUUAUUUAGGUAUUAAAAUCAUUUGAUAAUAUAUUUCUUCGUAUUAUUUAGAUGCAUAAUACGCAAUGUUCACAACAAAUAGAAAUGACUAGAGGCACCGAAUGGUAUUUUUCUCAUUUUUCUAUAUGUUUUAUAAGCGUGCACUGUACCAUGUCUUAUAAUUUUAAUGUUGUCAAUGAACUACGAUAUAAAGAGGGCAACAUGAGACUUAGAACGCAAAAACAAUUUUACAACUAAUUUGCGUAUUCGGAUCUCAUGCGCAUGAAUCGUCACAAUCAUCAUAAAA